Messenger RNA from Emys orbicularis (European pond turtle), 1917 nucleotides. RefSeq names its product G protein-coupled receptor 37 (gene GPR37). Lineage: Eukaryota; Metazoa; Chordata; Testudines; Emydidae. Gene Ontology annotation, cellular component: plasma membrane; signaling receptor complex. Gene Ontology annotation, biological process: positive regulation of MAPK cascade; adenylate cyclase-inhibiting G protein-coupled receptor signaling pathway. Gene Ontology annotation, molecular function: prosaposin receptor activity; G protein-coupled peptide receptor activity. Bases 1 to 1917 code for a protein of 638 amino acids. The record is from RefSeq and is a predicted model, not a curated record. The transcript has 2 exons.
AUGCAGCCCCAUCGCGCGCCCUUCGCAUUCCUCUUGGUCCUGCAGCUGCUCGGAGCUUUGACCCCCUUCGCCCAAGUGGCUGGCCCCGAGGCACCCUGGGCACGAGCGGGUCUGGAGGGGAGAGCGGAGCGCGAGAGAGAAGGUGCUCAGCAUGCGACCCCUGGGCUGCUCCAGCAAGUGCUGCCCUCACCCAAAGAGGAGAGCCGCCGGACCGGCAGCGGAUUCAGGUUAGGAAACGGGGCCAGAGGAUCCUGGCCGAAAGCGCUUGCCAGCAGAUCCAAAGCAACAGCACCACAUGCAGCGGCGGAAGAGGCUGCACCGAUGCACGGUGCUAGGGACGUUGCUGCUGAAGCUGCCCUUCGCUUGGGCGUGAGGAACAGUAGCAGUGGAUUUCCUGCCGUGGAGUCUAGGGGGCAGCCUGAUACUCCUUGGCAGGACCCUGGCGAGGGGAAGGUGAAUACGGACCGAUCGGUAGCUAUGGGGAUGGGAGGAUACUCUACUCUCCAGUGGCUUGCAGUGCACGGGGAGGAAGGUAGCAGCCAUGCAAGGCACAGCCCCAAGAGGCUUACCAGAAGCAGGAGAGGAGCCAGCGAGCUGCAGGGCAGGGGCAAGGACGGAGGGGGAGGGAAAACCAGGGGCCUUAAGAAUAGCAACCUGGCAAAGCUUUUCAACAGCUCCUUGGGCAGCCCUCCAGCCAGGGGUGAUGGCGAGGAGGAGGAUGCCCCUCAGCUGCUGCCUCUGAAUGGCUCCUCCCGUGAUGGGCUAGAGAGGGGCUCAGGAGCCCGCAGCAAUGGGACAAGCCGCCGGGCCCGGCUCAAGAACCCUUUCUACCCGCUGACCGAGGAGUCGUACGGCGCCUAUGCGGUCAUGUGCCUGUCCGUGGUGAUCUUCGGCAUUGGGAUCAUGGGCAACAUGGCAGUGAUGUGCAUCGUGUGCCACAACUACUACAUGAGGAGCAUCUCCAACUCCCUGCUGGCCAACCUGGCCUUCUGGGACUUCCUCAUCAUCUUCUUCUGCCUGCCCCUGGUGAUCUUUCAGGAGCUCACCAAAAAGUGGCUGCUGGCAGACUUCUCAUGCAAAAUCGUUCCAUACAUUGAGGUAGCUUCUCUUGGAGUCACUACGUUCACACUAUGUGCCCUCUGUAUAGACCGAUUUCGUGCUGCCACUAACGUACAGAUGUAUUAUGAGAUGAUUGAAAACUGUACUUCAACAACUGCCAAACUGGCUGUUAUAUGGGUUGGUGCGCUAUUGUUGGCACUUCCGGAGGUCGUUCUACGCCAGUUGACAAAGGAAGACUCUGCAUUUAGUGGCAGCCCACCUGGGGAACGGUGUGUGGUAAAGAUCUCUACUGAAUUACCUGAUACCAUUUAUGUAUUAGCUCUCACAUAUGAUGGUGCAAGACUCUGGUGGUAUUUUGGCUGCUACUUUUGUUUGCCUACUCUUUUCACUAUUACCUGUUCUCUGGUAACAGCCAGGAAAAUCAGACGAGCAGAAAAGGCUUGCACACGGGGGAACAAGCGACAAAUUCAGCUGGAAAGUCAGAUGAACUGCACUGUGGUGGCUUUGACCAUUUUGUAUGGGUUUUGCAUCAUUCCUGAAAACAUCUGCAACAUUGUGACUGCCUACAUGUCCACAGGAGUCUCUCGGCAGACUAUGGAUCUCCUCCACCUCAUUAGCCAGUUUCUUUUGUUCUUUAAGUCCUGUGUGACCCCAGUCCUCCUUUUCUGUCUUUGCAAACCGUUCAGUCGGGCCUUUAUGGAAUGUUGUUGUUGUUGCUGUGAUGAAUGCAUCCAGAAGUCUUCAACGGUAACAAGCGAUGACAAUGACAAUGAGUACACCACGGAGCUUGAACUCUCCCCUUUCAGUACCAUCCGUCGUGAAAUGUCCACCUUUGCUUCGGUUGGGACUCACUGCUAA